AUGGAAACAAGAGAAAGGAACAAUAGUACUAACCAACAAGAGAAUGCACUCAAGGAUUCUUCAUGGUAUGAUCAUUUCAAAAAUGUAUCAAAUCCAUUGAUGGCAAGAUAUGUGUAUGCCUUGAUUUUCUUAGUUUCCAAUGUGUUGGCAUGGGCUACACGUGAUGAACUUACUAGAAUUAAUUCAUGGACAAAAUUCUUCAAGGGUUUAAGAGAAUGCAACAUUGGAAUAACCUGUUUGGGUCCAGAUGGUGUUUUGAAAGUUAGCAUGGGUUGCUUUCUAUUUUUUAUGGUGAUGUUUUGUUCAACUACAUUCACUUCUAAGUUGAAUGGAGUAAGAGAUAAAUGGCAUUCUGGAUGGUGGUCAAUAAAGAUUGUUCUCUGGAUUCUAUUGACAAUCAUCCCAUUUUUACUCCCUUCUAAAUUGAUUGAUCUCUAUGGGAAGGCUGCACAUUUUGGUUCUGGGGUUUUCCUCAUAAUUCAACUAAUAAGUAUAGUCAGCUUUAUUAUAUGGAUAAAUGAUUGUUGUAUACCUAAAAAAAAUUCAAAUAAAUGCCAAUUUCAUGUGCUUCUAUUAUCAAUAGGUUCAUAUGUUAUUUGUUUGGCUGGAAUAGUUUUUAUGUACAUUUCGUAUGCACCUAAACCAUCUUGCCUCCUCAACAUUUUCUUCAUCACUUGGACCCUAGUACUUCUCCAACUCAUGAUAAGUGUAUCUCUACAUUCAAAAAUAAAUGGUGGCAUUCUAAGUCCAGCAUUGAUGGGGCUAUAUGUUGUCUACCUUUGUUGGGGUGCAAUUAGAAGUGAACCAGAAGAAGCAUGCUUCAGGAAGCCAAACACUAAAAGCAAAACACAAUGGCAUACCAUCAUUAGCUUUGUUAUUGGACUAUUGGCUAUUGUUUAUGCAACAUUUUCUACAGGCAUAGAUUCCCAAUGCUUUCAGAAAAGUGAUAAGCAAGAAGAAGAAGAUGAUGAUGUUCCAUAUGGUUAUGGCUUCUUCCAUUUUGUUUUUGCAACAGGAGCUAUGUACUUUGCAAUGCUGUUGAAUGGAUGGAAUAGUAAUCAUUCUAUGAGAAAAUGGACAAUUGAUGUGGGCUGGACCAGUACUUGGGUCAAGGUAGCAAAUGAAUGGUUGACAGUAUUUGUAUACCUAUGGAUGCUGAUAGCUCCAGUUAUAAACAAAAGAGAUACUGAAUCUACAUGAGAACAGAUACAAAAAAGGAACUUCAAAUGGAACACUCCAGAAAUGAGUUCUAGCACAAAUGCUGUUGAUUUAGGAAAGGAAUAGUGUAGGAUCUGUAUUCAUUAAGGGCAUAGGGUCAAGUAGAAUCUGCAUUCUCAAAUAGCACACUCACACUAUCCACCCAUUGUACAUAAUUUCGUGUGUUUAUCAAUUUAACUGAUAAACAAAUUGUAACAUUCCAUAGAAAUUUAAAUUGCAACCUAGGGGAGACCGAUUCAUUAGGAUAGAACAUAAAAAUC
Molecule: messenger RNA, 1478 nt
Organism: Cicer arietinum (chickpea)
Lineage: Eukaryota; Viridiplantae; Streptophyta; Magnoliopsida; Fabales; Fabaceae
Cellular component (GO): membrane
Source: RefSeq, a predicted model, not a curated record